AUGCGUACUGCACGACGGAAUUCGUGGGAGCAGGGUAUAAGGAUUAAUUACGUGGCACCUUGGUACACCAGUCCUUUUCCCUUCUCCUUCGCUGCCAAUCAAAUGGAAGCCUACAUCAAAUCCGCUAUCCGAUCACCCACUUACGAAGCCGAGCUGAUCAGUAAGGGUGUCGAAUUCGCACCGCAGGAAGACGUUGCCAAGUGUUUUAUGCGGAUUGCGACAGAUAGGUCUAUUAAUGGCCACUCGCUGAUGAUUACCCCGGCAUCAGUUGCGAAGGAGGGAUUUAUGGAUAUAGAUAUGGAUGAUUAUACCGAGGGGUAUUUUAAGAGGACGCAGGAUGUGCAGUUGCGCAUUAUUGAGGAUCAGUGGGUGGAGGGUUGGGAGAAGGGUAGGACGGCGGAAGGGGGGAAGAAACCCUAG
Messenger RNA from Aspergillus oryzae RIB40, 420 nucleotides. RefSeq lists its product as uncharacterized. Bases 1 to 420 code for a protein of 139 amino acids. The record is from RefSeq and is a predicted model, not a curated record. The transcript has 3 exons. Lineage: Eukaryota; Fungi; Ascomycota; Eurotiomycetes; Eurotiales; Aspergillaceae.